UUGUGAUUUGUUUCGUUGUUCGUUUCGUUGUCGUGUGUAGAGUAGAAUGCGCUUGGUUGCGCUCGAUAAUUUAGUUAAGUCUUCAGAUAUUUAGUUUUCUAUCUAAAUGUAGGUCGAAUUAAGUUAUUUGUUUGUGAAAAUUAAUUAAGUAAUUUUAUUUAAGUGACAUGAAUUAAUUUAGUUCUAUCAAAAUGCCCGGAAUAAGAAAAUAUCGACGAGACACUAGCGAAGUCAGCUGUUGUUUGAAAUAUGUUAUUUUUGGUGUGAAUGUGUUGUUUUGGUUCUUGGGCCUUAUAGUACUGGCUGUGGGUGUGUGGGCAUGGACGGAAAAGGACACAUUCAACAACCUAUCUCAGCUGACCAAUAUAGCAUUGGAUCCAGCUUUCAUAUUGAUGUGUGCUGGGGCUAUCACAUUCAUAAUCGGCUUCACGGGCUGCGUCGGAGCAUUGCGUGAGAACACCUGCCUAUUGGCCUGCUAUGCGGUGUUUUUGGCGCUGUUGUUACUGUCUGAGAUGACGACAGGAAUACUGUUCUUUGUGUUCAAAGAUUGGAUAAAACAGCAGGCGACGACUGGUUUCCAGACCUUCAUCACGCAUUAUAGAGAAGACCCAGACCAGCAGAACCUGAUUGACUGGAUACAAGAAGAAUGGCUCCAAUGCUGCGGAGUAGAAGGCCCGCGCGACUGGGACCGCAACGCAUACUUCAACUGCUCGAGCGGCGCCGUUGGCUCCCGAGAGGCCUGCGGAGUCCCCUUCAGCUGCUGUCGCAACAAGCCGCAGGACAUCAUCCGCAACAAGCAGUGCGGCUACGACGUCCGCAAGCCGACCUAUCAAGUGAGCGAGCGCGUGAUCCACGAGCGCGGCUGCCUGGCGGCGGGCGAGGACUGGCUGCAGCGCCGCUUCCCCGUGGUGGCGGCCGCCUUCCUAGGGCCCAUCGCGCUUAAGGUUCUAACUAGUUAUGAUAUUGCUAAGAUAAUUCAUGAGAAAGGCUGCCUAGAGGCGGCCGAGGAGUGGUUUGACCGUAACUUGCUGGUGGUUGCCACGACCGCUGUUUGUACUACUUUUGCACACAUCCUUGGGAUAUGUUUCGCCCAAAACCUGCGCGCGGACAUAUUCGCCCAAAAAGCGAAAUGGCACUGACAAUCAGCCCCUCCUGCGGCCGUGUGACGCUCCCCGCGUCGCACCCCCAACCCCUAUAGCGCGCUGUACGGCCCCGACGUCACCUGCCACUUGGACAGGUGAACGGGCUGGAGAGACGACGUCGCCGAUGCUUGCUAGUUAUGUAAGGUUAGGAUAGAUGGCGCUGUUGUUAACUUAACUCGGAUUUAGAAAGAACAUAAGACUUCUUAUCGGUGCAUUGAGUUGGCCAAUAUUGUCAGUAGAAAAUGAAGGGAAAAUUAAAAACUAUAAACGUUAUGUUCAGUGAUACGAAUUACAUGUAGGUACUUAACGAUAACGAAGGUUAUAAUGUAUUGUUCCUCGUUGUCUUUAUAUACACCGCAAAUUGAGUUCAUAACGUUUAACCUACAUAAUAUUAAAGUUUUUCAACUGAAGUUUCAAUUAAAAUUGAAAUAAAAUGACAUUUGUCUAUUAAAUCAAAUCUGAUAUUCAUUACAGACUUGAGUAUUUCAUUCAGGUUUAUCAGGAUCUGAUUAACAUGGUCCUACUGACAAUAUUGCCUGGCCAGAAAUAAAUAUACGAAUACAGUGAUCUUUUCGCUCUAAAUCUGUUGUUAACACCUAAUAGUUACUACCUUACCUACUAUCGUAUUAACGUAGCUUUUCCCAAACUUUUACUUAAUAGCUUUUCACAACGAAUCCUUAAAUCCUUCACUUUCACCUCUUUCCUGAAUGUUCAAGUUGUCUUGAUGGUGAUAAAGUUUAUAAAUAAAUGUUGAUGUCGUCAUAAGAA
Messenger RNA from Cydia splendana, 1910 nucleotides. It is a transcript of the gene Tsp26A, whose product is annotated as tetraspanin-5. The record is from RefSeq and is a predicted model, not a curated record. The transcript has 9 exons. Gene Ontology annotation, cellular component: plasma membrane. The coding region runs from base 192 to 1139 and encodes 315 amino acids. NCBI's taxonomy places the organism in Eukaryota, Metazoa, Arthropoda, Insecta, Lepidoptera, Tortricidae.